This is a messenger RNA of Labrus bergylta (ballan wrasse), 2219 nucleotides long. The record is from RefSeq and is a predicted model, not a curated record. NCBI's taxonomy places the organism in Eukaryota, Metazoa, Chordata, Actinopteri, Labriformes, Labridae.
AAUCAAUCUGUCCACCAGGUGGCGCCACUUUGUUGACGGAGAUGGAGACAAUGAGCGGGACAACUGACAACAACCGGGGACUUCAGUCAGUCGAAGGAGGAGUGUCUCUAAAGGCUAAAACCGAAGGCUUUUUUUCCGGGAUGGAUCGUGUGACUGUGUGCCAGAGGAGCUACCCGAACCUAGCCGUAGUGACACGUGUGUUGAGUCAAGACCGAGGGGACUUUAUGGUCAGCAGAGAGGUCAGGAGCACUGGUUUCAUUUUCCAAGGAGAGCAUGAUGAUAGGACUGCGCCACAGCAGUAUCGCAACCGUAAAGGCAGGGACAGCAACAAGGGUCGGUCAAAUGACAGGUCCCGCAGAGACCGCCCAAGAGGUGGUGGCCCUGGAGGCUUUGGAGGUCCUGGGCCACGGUCUAGGCUUGAUGAUCCCGAUGGAGAUGUAACUAUGAGCGACAACUCCCAGGACAACAGCUCCCAGAACAGAUUCAACCCAUAUGUAAGACCUUUUCGGAAAAGAGGGGAUGGACGGUUUGACAGAGACAGACGACGAGGAGGAGGAGGAGGAGGAGGAGGAGGAGGAAACAGGGGAGGUGGUGGCAACUUUAGGGGCCCGGACAGAGGUGGAGGAGGCGGCACUGGAGGAGUAGGGAAAGCCCGGUCAGGAUGGUACAAAGUAACGAUACCACACGGGAGGAAAUAUGACAAGAAAUGGAUAUUGACAGCACUUCAGAACAUCUGUUCAGUUACCUACACACCUGUCCAGUUCCACGUCGACCAUAAUCGAGCUCAUUUCUAUGUGGAUGAUUCAUCUGCUGCUAACGCUUUGCACAGAUGUUCCCACAAAAUCACAGACACAGAUGGCUAUAAGGUCGAAGUGCACGUCAACCCCAGCAAUCCACCAUCCUUUCUCCUCGCUGACCUGAAGCCUGAACACUUGGAACAUCUUAAGCAAUGCAUGGCAAAACGUUUUGAUGGUUCUCAGCAAUCACUGGACUUGAACAACAUCAGAACGGACCCAGACUUGGUGUCCCAGAACAUUGAAGUCAUCUUGAACCGAAAGUCAAACAUGGAAGCUGUUAUCAAGAUCAUCCAAGAAAACAUUCCAGAGUUGACAUGCUUGAACAUGAGUAACAACCGAAUUCACAAACUGGAUGAACUUGGUGAAUUGGUUACAAAGGUGCCUAAUCUGAAGACACUCAACCUUUCCCACAACGAGCUGAAGUCCGACCGGGAGCUGGACAAAGUGAAAGGCCUCAAGCUAGUGGAACUGUGGCUCAACAGGAACCCGUUGUGUGACUUCUUCAAGGAUCAGGCCUCAUACAUCAGUGCUGUGCGACAGAGGUUUCCCCGGCUUCUCAAACUGGAUGGUAACGACCUCCCACCACCCAUUGGCUUCGAUGUGGAAACGCCCACCACCAUUCCUCCCUGCAAGGGCAGCUGUUUUGGCUCUGAUGAAAUCAAGGCUCUUAUCCUUCGUUUCUUGCAACAGUACUACAGUAUUUACGACUCGGGGGACAGACAGCCGCUCCUUGAUGCUUACCAUGAUGGAGCAUCACUGUCCCUUACAACACCGUACUCCACCCAGAACCCCUCCAGGAGCAGUCUGGGAGAGUAUCAUAAAGACACCCGAAACCUGAAGAGGAUAAAAGACUCCACGAUACGGUUUCGACUCCUGAAGCACACGCGCCUGAACGUUGUGGCAUUCCUCAACGAGCUACCCAAAACUCAGCACGACAUCGCCUCCUUCACUGUUGAUGUGAACACUUACACUAACAUGCUACUAUCAUUCACAGUGAGCGGCGUCUUCAAAGAAGUUGUUGUUGAUGGAAAAUCCAGAGAGUCCACCAUGGCUUUCUCUCGGGUUUUCAUCACAGUCCCAGCAGGUGGUGCAGGUUUGUGCAUCGUGAACGACCAGAUGUUCAUCCGGAUGGCUACCACGGAGGAGAUUCGCAGAGCCUUUGUUGCUCCCGCUCCGACUCCAUCUUCAAGUCCUGUCCCCACUCUCACGGCGCCUCAGCAGGAGAUGCUCACUGCCUUCUCACUGAAAUCCGGCAUGAACCUGGAAUGGUCACAAAAGUGUCUUCAAGACAAUGGGUGGGAUUUUAACACAGCGGCACAAGUUUUCACCCAGUUAAAGACGGAAGGCAAGAUCCCAGACGUCGCGUUCAUAAAAUGAAGGGUUGAAUCAUAAUUCUGUGUAAUAAAAUCUGAAGUUAUUUUA